AUUCUAUAAAGCAUUUGCUGGGAACACAAAAUGUUCUAAGUGCCCUCCACACAGUUUAACUUACAUGGAAGCAACUUCUGUCUGUCAGUGUGAAAAAGGUUACUUCCGAGCUGAAAAAGACCCACCUUCCAUGGCAUGUACCAGGCCACCUUCAGCUCCUAGGAAUGUGGCUUUUAACAUCAAUGAAACAGCCCUUAUUUUGGAAUGGAGCCCACCAAGUGACACAGGAGGGAGAAAAGAUCUCACAUACAGUGUAAUCUGUAAGAAAUGUGGCUUAGAUACCAGCCAGUGUGAGGACUGUGGUGGAGGACUCCGCUUCAUCCCAAGACAUUCUGGCCUCAUCAACAAUUCCGUGAUAGUACUUGACUUUGUGUCUCACGUGAAUUACACCUUUGAAAUAGAAGCCAUGAAUGGAGUUUCUGAGUUGAGUUUUUCUCCCAAGCCAUUCACAGCUAUUACAGUGACCACGGACCAAGAUGGUAAGUUCCACUGCUGUUCUCUCUAAACAAACCCAUAAUUCCUUUUCGAUGCAUAAUAUCCCUGGUGGAAUUAUAUUCACUGAG
This is a messenger RNA of Lynx canadensis (Canada lynx), 563 nucleotides long. Its product is annotated as ephrin type-A receptor 6-like. The record is from RefSeq and is a predicted model, not a curated record. Gene Ontology annotation, biological process: axon guidance. Gene Ontology annotation, molecular function: transmembrane-ephrin receptor activity; protein binding. Gene Ontology annotation, cellular component: neuron projection. NCBI's taxonomy places the organism in Eukaryota, Metazoa, Chordata, Mammalia, Carnivora, Felidae. The coding region runs from base 65 to 505 and encodes 146 amino acids. The transcript has 2 exons.